AUUAGAUCUCGCCAAAAACAAAAACAACGUUUCUUAAACCCUUCUCUCAGAGAGAGAGAGAGUUGCAACUGAGAGAGAUAGCAGUAGCCUAGCAGGUUUGUUGUUAUCAGGGGGCUAUAUACAAAGUCAAUAUUUGGUGCAAGCCAACUUCGAGAUCCACGUAUAAUGGGUUUUGAUCUUGGGUCUAUUGACUCCUUUGGCCUCCCUGUAUCUGAGUCUCAGUGUAAAAAAAGGAAAUUUGUGUUAAAUGACACUGAUGCGUCUAUCGUGGGUAAGCUUCCCUGCAGUAUGGAUGCUUCCUUACCUACUUUGUUGUCUUGUGAUUAUUUCAUGGAACCUUGCUUGAGUGAAAUGGCCACUCAAGAACUCCUGAAUCCUGGUUACUGCCGUCGAGUGCGGGAUUUUACUGUUGGGAGAUCUGGUUAUGGGCGUGUUAAGUUUACUGGGGAGACUGAUGUUAGGUGGUUAGAUUUGGAUCAUCUAGUUAAAUUUAGUAGACAUGAACUAGUUGUAUAUGAGGAUGAAAGUUCCAAACCUGUAGUUGGUCAGGGCCUUAACAAGGAAGCAGAAGUAACCUUGGUGGUGCAAAUACGAUAUAGAAAAGAUGGGCUAAUAGCAUUUGUGAAGAAACUGAGGCUCAUCACAGAAAGACAGGGAGCGGAGUUUAUAUCAUUUGAUCCCUCAAACGGGGAAUGGAAAUUCUUAGUUCAUCAUUUUAGCAGAUUUGGCUUGGAUGAAGAUGAUGAGGAAGAUAUUACAAUGGAUGAUGCUGCACCAGAAGUUGAGGAACCUCAUGAGAUUAGUGGUGGUGAAGUUUAUGGAGCUGAUGACAAAAAUGCCAUUAUUGAUCCAACUUUGCUUUCACAUUCCCUUCCUUCUCACCUUGGUCUUGAUCCAGUGAAAAUGAGGGACAUGCGAAUGAUGAUGUUCUCUGCUGAGGAUGAGGAUGAGUAUUCUGAGGAAAUGAAUGGUUCAAUGUCACAUCAGAAGCAGUUCUUCCAUAAUCAAUCCAAACGGUCUCCUCUGAAACAGGCUUCUCGCAGGACGGUCCACAGACCUAGCCCCCCUGCUAUAAGAAAGACACCAUUAGCUCUGCUGGAAUAUAAUCCUGGUAAUUUUGAGUCUAGCCCACCCGGGUCCAUUUUAAUGGCCCAACAGAAUAAGGGCCUAUCUCUUAAGCCAACAAAACUAGACGGAUUUAAACUGGAUAUGAAGCAUGAUUCACCGGUUACAGCAAGCCAUUCUCGUAAUGUAGUUGAUGCAUCAUUGUUCAUGGGUAGGUCAUUUGGGGUAGGAUGGGGUCCUAAUGGCAUCCUUGUUCACGCUGGUGCGCCUGUUGGGAAUAGUAACUCGAGAGAAAUAUCUUCAGUUGUCAAUUUAGAGAAGGUUGCUUUCGACAAAGUGGUUCGAGAUGAAAAUAACCAAGUCAGUGAUGAUCUUAUUGAUUUCUGUUUUGAUUCUCCAUUGAAAUUUCACAUGGAACUAAAGCACGAAACAAAAGAAAUUGGUACUGGAUCCUGUAAACUAAAGCUCCAGAAACUUGUCUGUGAUCCCUUGCUGCUUUCAGAUACUUGCCGGGGAUAUAUAGGGAUCACAGAAGAGCAACUAGAGGUCCCUGGGUUAACUUCCUAUGCUCGUGUAAUCCUAAUGCACCAAGUACAGGUGUGGGAGUUGAUAAAAGUCCUUUUUUCCUUGAAGGAAUCACGAGCGCGGUCAAAUGUACUGGAAGACAGUCAGGACGACACAAUGCAAGAUAGGAAGGAUAGCGAUCAAGACAUUGACCAAGAAGCACUAGAGUUGAUUAGGAGGGCUGAGUUCAGUUACUGGUUACAAGAGAGUGUCUGCCAUCGUGUACAGGAAGAAUUAAGCUCGUCGGAUGAAUCAAAUGAUUUACAGCAAAUAUUCCUGCUUUUAACUGGGAGACAACUGGAUGCUGCUGUAGAACUGUCUGCUUCUAGAGGAGAUGUUAGACUAGCAUGUCUGUUAAGUCAGGCUGGUGGGUCCACGGUAAAUCGGUCGGAUAUUUUCAAACAGCUUGAAAUAUGGAGAAAUAAUGGUUUGGACUUUAACUUUAUUGAGACAGACAGAACAAGACUAUUUGAGUUGCUUGCGGGUAAUAUUCAUGGAGCUUUAGACGGCUUAAAUAUUGACUGGAAAAGAUUUUUAGGGUUAUUGAUGUGGUAUAACCUUCCACCGGAAACUUCUUUGCCAGCUAUUUUUCAAACGUAUCAGAAGCUUCUUAAUGAUGGAAUGGCACCUGAUCCUGUCCCUGUUUAUAUUGAUGAAGGAGCAGUAGAAGAAGGUAUGACAAGGGAUACAGUGGAGCGGUUUGACAUUGCAUAUUAUCUCAUGCUUCUUCAUGCUAGUGGAGAAAGCAAAUAUAGCGUUGUGAAGACCAUGUUCAGUGCUUUUGCUUCAACAAAAGAUCCACUUGACUAUCAUAUAAUAUGGCACCAACGUGCAGUAUUACAAGCAUUAGGAACUUUCAAUUCGAAUGAUCUUCAUGUGCUUGAUAUGGGACUAGUUUCUCAGCUAUUGUCUGUGGGAAAAUGUCACUGGGCCAUUUAUGUGGUGCUUCACAUGCCCUAUCGCGAUGAUUUUCCUAAUCUGCAGGCCAGCGUUAUCAGCGAAAUCUUAUUCCUGUAUUGUGAAACUUGGAGUUCUCAAGAAUCACAAAUCCAGUUUAUUGAGGAAUUGGGAAUUCCUCCAUCAUGGAUGGACGAGGCUCUGGCAGUUUAUUCUACUUAUUGUGGUGAUCUGCCCAAAGCCCUUGAGCAUUUUCUGCGAUGUGCAAACUGGCAAAAGGCACAUUCAGUAUUUGUGACUUCUGUUGCUCAUUCUUUGUUUUUGUCAGAUGAACAUUCAGAGGUAUGGAGGCUUGCAAUUUCAAUGGAAGCUCACAAGUCAGAAAUUGAAAAUUGGGAUUUGGGAGCGGGAAUAUACAUAUCCUUUUAUCAACUUAAAAGUUCCUUGCAAGAAGACAUGGAUACCAUGAAUGAAAUGGAUUCUCUUGAAAGUAAAAACGAAGAAUGUAGAAACUUUUUAAGUUGCUUAAAUGAGUCUUUGACAAAGUUUGGUAGCAAGUUGCCUAUUGAUGCAAGAGUCGCAUAUUCAAAGAUGGCUGAAGAGGUCAGCAAUUUGCUUUUAGCUGAUAAUAGUGAAGGGGUGACAUGUGAGAUUCAGUUGAGCUGCUUCAAUACCGUAUUCAGUGCACCUAUCCCUGAAAACCUCCAGUCAAAUCAUUUGCAUGAUGCAGUAUCAGUUUUUACGAGUUAUCUUUCUGAGGUAGCCUCAUAGUCCCUACACGUGUAUGUGUUCGUAUUCUUUUAUGUCUAAAUUAUGCAACCAGGGCGAAAAAGAAGACCUCUCUUCUCUCAAUGUGUUUAUAUUUUGUAGCUUCUGUAUGUGUCUGUAAUUGUGUUGCAGAUAACAUGUAUCAUUUGUGAUUUUCAUUCCAACAGCUCUACGACAUAUGCUUUCUGUACGAUUCUCUUAAUUUGAGCUGGUUUAUAUACUUAUACCAAUUUUUUUU
Daucus carota subsp. sativus is the source of this 3532-nucleotide messenger RNA. Its product is annotated as nuclear pore complex protein NUP96. Lineage: Eukaryota; Viridiplantae; Streptophyta; Magnoliopsida; Apiales; Apiaceae. Gene Ontology annotation, molecular function: RNA binding; structural constituent of nuclear pore. Bases 166 to 3297 code for a protein of 1043 amino acids. The record is from RefSeq and is a predicted model, not a curated record. Gene Ontology annotation, biological process: protein import into nucleus; RNA export from nucleus; telomere tethering at nuclear periphery. Gene Ontology annotation, cellular component: nuclear pore; nuclear pore cytoplasmic filaments. The transcript is spliced from 6 exons.